Cuscuta campestris is the source of this 637-nucleotide messenger RNA. NCBI's taxonomy places the organism in Eukaryota, Viridiplantae, Streptophyta, Magnoliopsida, Solanales, Convolvulaceae. The record is from the annotation of a GenBank genome assembly.
UUAGAAAAUAAAAAUUUAGAAUAUUAUAAUAUUCUAAUAUAUUUUCUUAUUUUUUAUCAAUAUAAAAAAUAUAUUAAAAUGUCGAGAGAGUCUGGUAGAAGGUCCAUAGAUAUUCGUGUUCUGAACCGUGGAGGUUCUAACAUAUUCAAAGGCAAAGCUCACGCCAUGUCUGAAGGUUCAAGCUCAUGUGCUUCUCAAGGGAGACACUCUGUCUCGUCUUUUCCUACAAUCUCAGAGGAGUUCAUAGGCGACGCUAUGAGUUAUCAAGAAUUCAAUCACUUUAUGGGCGACAUGGGAGAUAUGAAUGAUGUCAAUCUUUUUUUUUGCCUCACUUGCUUGAACAUGUUCGGGGUUAUGCUCAGGAGUAUGCUCAGAAGUACGACCGGGAUUAGGCUCAGGAGUAGGUUCAGGAGUACUCUCAAAGGUUUGAUGACCAGUGUCAGUAACAUCAUCUUCUGUUUCAUGCAAAACAGUGUCUUGUAGCAAAAGUGGUUUAGGACGACGAUGAACAGUGAUGUUUGUUGGGUUGAGGUCCACUUGUGCAUCCCAGUAGCAGCAUUACCAUCAAACAAUUCUGCACAAAGCUCUAGAAAAGGCAAUGUAACUAUUUUUAAGGAUCCAGCAUUUGGAUGCCCCU